GAUCUUUUCCAAGGGAGUCACAACUCCUUCCCUCCCUGCUCUCUGCUUCCUUCCAGCUGGGCCCUUGCUUCCCACCUCUGGUUGCUCUAGCAACCAUGAGCCACAGGUUUAGUUCUCAGUCUGCAUUUAGCUCAAGGAGCAGGAGGGCCUAUAGCAGCAGGUCCUCUUCAGGCUUUGGCGGUGGGAGACAGGCUGUGGGGUCUGUGUCACGGGGGCAUUGUGGUGGAGGUGGUUAUGGAGGGGGGUUUAGCUCCAGGAGUCUCUAUAGUCUGGGUGGUAGUAAAAGCAUUUUUGGGAGCCUAGUGGGGAGAAGUGCCAGUGGUUUCUGCCCAGGUGGAGGAGCAGGAGGAUUUGGAGGAGGAAGAAGCUUUGGAGGUGGUGGCUUUGGAGGUGGUGCCUUCGGAGGUGGUGGCUAUGGUGGUGGCAGGUUUGGAGGUGGCUUUGGGGGUGCUGGAUUUGGUGCUAGCAAUUUUGGGUUUGGGGGCUUUGGUCCUUCUUAUCCUUCUGGGGGUAUCCAUGAAGUGACUAUUAACCAGAGCCUCCUGGAGCCCCUACACUUGGAGGUGGACCCUGAAAUUCAGAGGGUGAAGACCCAGGAGCGUGAGCAGAUCAAGACCCUCAACAACAAGUUUGCAUCCUUCAUCGACAAGGUGCGCUUCCUGGAGCAGCAGAACCAGGUGCUACAGACAAAAUGGGAGCUGCUGCAGCAGGUGAACACCUCAACUCGAACCAGCAGCCUGGAGCCUGUCUUUGAGAGUUACAUCAGUCAGCUGCAGAGGCAGGUGGAUUUUCUGAACUCUGAGCGGUCGCGCCAAAACUUGGAAAUCAGGAGCAUGCAAGAUGUCGUGGAGGACUAUAAGAACAAGUAUGAGGAUGAAAUCAACAAGCGGACAAAUGCUGAGAAUGACUUUGUUGUUAUGAAGAAGGAUGUGGAUGCUGCUUUCAUGGGCAAAUCAGAUCUACAGUCCAAAGUGGACACCCUGUACGGGGAGGUCAACUUCCUGAAAUAUCUAUUUGACACGGAGCUGUCCCAGAUGCAGACCCAUAUCAGUGACACCAAUGUCAUCUUGUCGAUGGACAAUAACCGCUCCCUGGACUUGGACAGCAUCAUUGAUGCAGUGCGCGUGCAAUACGAACUGAUUGCACAGAAGAGCAAGGACGAGGCCGAGGCUCUGUACCAGACUAAGUACCAGGAGCUGCAGAUCACAGCAGGGAAACAUGGAGAUGACCUGAAGAAUAGCAAGAUGGAGAUCGCAGAGCUCAACCGCAAUAUCCAGAGGCUGCAGGCAGAGAUUGCCAGUGUCAAGAAGCAGAUUGAACAGAUGCAUGGGUCCAUUUCUGAUGCAGAGGAGAGAGGAGAAAGAGCUCUCCAGGAUGCAAAGCAGAAGCUGCAAGAUAUGGAUGAGGCCCUGCAGCAGUCUAAGGAGGAGCUGGCCAGGCUGCUGAGAGACUACCAGGCAAUGCUGGGGGCCAAGCUAUCCUUGGAUGUGGAGAUUGCCACCUACCGCAAGCUACUGGAGGGCGAGGAGAGCAGGAUGUCAGGGGAGCUGCAGAGUCAAGUGAGCAUCUCUGUACAGAGCAGUCAGGUGACCGUAGGUAGUGGCAGCUACGGAGGCGGCAGCGGCGGGGGCUCAGGUGGUGGAUACAGCAGUUACGGUGGAGGAUACGGCAGCAGCUCCCGCAGCGGCGGCGGCGGCAGUUACGGAGGAGGAGGAGCAGGCUCCCGCGGGAGCGGCGGUGGAGGCGGCGGCAGCAGCUAUGGCUCGAGCAGCAAAAGCAGCAGCAAAUACGGCAGCGGCGGCGGCCGGAGCGGCGGCUCCUCCCGCACUCAGAUAGUGCAAACCUCCACCCACAGCUCGCGCAGGCGCGUGGUGGAGUAGCGGCCACCAGGCUGCAGGACCUCUCCUGCCGCCU
This is a messenger RNA of Phodopus roborovskii (desert hamster), 1914 nucleotides long. RefSeq names its product keratin 79 (gene Krt79). The coding region runs from base 96 to 1880 and encodes 594 amino acids. The record is from RefSeq and is a predicted model, not a curated record. The transcript is spliced from 9 exons. Gene Ontology annotation, molecular function: structural constituent of skin epidermis. NCBI's taxonomy places the organism in Eukaryota, Metazoa, Chordata, Mammalia, Rodentia, Cricetidae. Gene Ontology annotation, cellular component: keratin filament. Gene Ontology annotation, biological process: intermediate filament organization; keratinization.